CGGACUACGUGCGUGCGCUUGCGCGCUGGCGGCGGCGGCGGCGUCAGUGCCCGGCGGGGAGCGGGUCCCAGGCCGCCGCCGGACCGGAGGCUAAGGGGGCGUCUGGGAGCUCCCUCGCCGGGCCCUCGGCGGCCUGAUGGCGUAGGAAGGACGGGCAGUGAGUGUUGACAUUGAAUGCUUCAGAUCUGGUCACUAUGGUCCGAGAACGAAAAUGCAUAUUGUGCCACAUUGUGUACGGCUCAAAAAAGGAGAUGGACGAACACAUGAGGAGCAUGUUGCAUCACAGGGAACUUGAGAACUUGAAGGGCAGGGACAGUAGUCAUGAGUGCCGAGUGUGCGGGGUCACAGAAGUGGGUCUCUCUGCAUAUGCAAAGCACAUUUCUGGCCAAUUGCACAAAGAUAAUGUUGAUGCCCAGGAAAGAGAAGAUGGUGGAAAGGAAGAGGAAGAAGAAGAUUAUUUUGACAAGGAACUUGUUCAGUUAAUACAGGAAAGAAAAGAACAAAGUCGACAAGAUGAGCCUUCCAGUAACAGCCAAGAAAUAAACUCAGAUGACAGGCAACCCCAGUGGAGACGAGAAGACCGAAUCCCUUACCAAGACAGAGAGAGCUUUAAUCAACCAGCAAGGCAUCAUCGUGGACCUCCACCACGGGAUUGGAAAUGGGAAAAGGAUAGCUUUAAUAAUACUAGGAAAAGUAGCUUUCCACAUUCUUUGAGGAAUAGUGGUGGGCCAAGAGGGAGUUCUGGGUGGCAUAAAGGUGCUACAAGAGGCUCUUCAACUUGGUUCCAUAGUCAUAGUAAUUCUGGAGGAGGUUGGCAUUCAAACAAUGGAAUGGUAGAGUGGAAUUAUAAUAGUGCAGGAAGGAAUUCCAGUUGGCAUUCUGAAGGAACAGGUGGCUUUCCCAGCUGGCACAUGAGCAACAGUAACGGAAACUGGAAAUCCAGUGUACGUGGUACAAAUAGUUGGAAUUACAAUGGCCCUGGAGACAAAUUUCAACAAGGAAGAAACAGAAAUUCUAAUUAUCAAAUGGAAGAAGUGACUAAGCUGUGGAACAAGAAGUCUAAUAAGCCAAGCAAGUACAGUCAGGAGAGAUACAAAUGGCAGUGGCAAGACAGUGACAAAGCUGGUAAAUACAGAAGCUCUUCUGAGGGGUUUGCAAGUGAUAAAUUUCCCCCAGAAGGCUUACUUGAGUUCAGUUUUGAGCAGCGAGAAAGUCAGACCACUAAACAAACAGACACAGCAUCAAAAGUUAACGGAAAGAGUGGCAACAUAGCAAGGGAAAAGUUCCGCCGCUGGACACCUUACCCUUCCCAGAAGACUCCAGAUCUACAGUCAGCCCUGAAAGAAGUCACUGGCAACAAGUCAGAAAUGACAGAUAAGCCUCUCUUUAAUUUUAGCUUAAUAACUGCUGGAAUGCAAGAGCCAAUUGAUAAAAUAAGUAAUCCCCCAAUGCUACAAACACAAAAGGAAAUGCUUCCUGGAUCUCCCAGUCACAAAGCUAUUCCUGACGGCAUUGCUUUCUGUGAGGUGGUGAGAGCUUGCCCCAUUACUGAACAGUCUGAACCACACCGUAAGUCAAAUAAGAUUCCAUUAUUGAAAUCCCCACUCCUUCCUCUUCCAACUCCUAAGUCAGGCCCUCAUAAGCAUAAUUUAAAGAACCGCACAAAAAACAAUGAAGCAAAAUCCUUUUCUUCUGGAGAUUGCUCACAUCUCUUGAAAAAGUCCCCUUUAGAAGGCAGCCAUGGUUCUCCUUACACAUCCAAGUCACACGGUUUGUGUUCCCGCAUUUUAAAGGGGAAUAAAACUGUGUCAGGUACUGGAAAAGAGCCUGUUGAGAAGUUAAAUGACACAUCACAGAAAGCCCAAGAGGCAUUCCAGUGUUCCAGGACACCUCAAAAGCCGCUCCUUAGCACGUCCAAAAGACCACAGAACUGUGCAAAAGAAAGUAGGAUUGUACAAGAGCCAACACAAGACUCUGUGAACAUUGAGUUUCAGGCCCAUUCAGCUGAAAAUGAUGGUGCAACAUCUGAUCCAGAAAACCAUGCCAUAAAAAGUGGAGUGGUGGCUUUGGAGACUACAGAAGCCGAGUCCUGUAGCACUCACACUGUGGAAAAGGAACAAGGGAACCAGAUCCUGGGAACAUCUGGGACCCUUUCCUCCUCCCCACAUAAUUCCACAGUUCACCAGAAAGUGGCCGAGUUACAAGUGACAACAGCAGCUGGUCCACACUCCAGCUUACUGUUAGACUUGAAGAGCUCUCUAGAAGAUGUACAGGGUAAUGAUCUUGUUAAACCCGAUGCACCUUUUGAGACAGAAAGUUUUGAGGGCACUAGCUUGGAUGCAGAGCUUCAAAAGAGUGAUGUCAGUAAUCAGCCCCCAGGCACACUCCUGCCUGAACUAAGUAAACUUGGUUUUCCUGCCUCACUCCAGAGAGAUUUAACCAGGCACAUUAGUUUGAAGAGCAAAACCGGGGCACAUCUCCCAGAGCCAAACCUCAAUAGUGCUCGACGUAUUCGAAAUAUUAGUGGCCACCGAAAGAAUGAGGCAGAGAAGGAAUCAGGGCUUAAGCCAACCUUACGACAGAUUCUAAAUGCAUCAAGGAGAAAUGUCAACUGGGAACAGGUUAUUCAACAAGUAACCAAGAAAAAGCAAGAGCUGGGCAAAGGUUUACCCAGGUUUGGCAUAGAAAUGGUGCCUUUGGUUCAGAAUGAACAGGAAGUCUUGGAUUUAGAUGAGGAACCUGAUCUGUCCAGACUAGAAGGAUUCCAGUGGGAAGGUGUUUCCAUUUCUGCAUCCCCUGGCUUGGCAAGAAAGCGAAGCCUUUCUGAAAGCAGCGUGAUCAUGGACAGGGCUCCUGUGUACAGCUUAUUUAGUGAGGAAGGUACCGGCAAAGAAAAUGAACCCCAGCAGAGUACUUCACUUAGUAACCCAUUGAGUGCUGCUGCUCAGAGUCAAAAGGCGGCCAUGUAUCUGGAACAGGAAGUAGCACCUCUGACUCCCUCUGCCAGAACAGGUGAAAGGGUUGGAAACAUUCCUAUCCACCGGCGACAUAGUACACAGUUACCUUCUGAUCACGUGAUACCUUUCAUGCAUUCGGCCAGAGACCUGCACAGCCAGGAGAGGUCUACACCAUCGUUGGAGCGCCAUGCCCAGGAGAGCAAUGGAGAAGGAAACUCACUCUCAUCAAAUGCAUCUUCAGUUCAUGCAAUCUCCAGCUUAGUGGAUGCAGCCACUGACAGUAGCUGUACCUCUGGUGCCGAGCAAAACGAUGGUCACAGUGUUAGAAAGAAGCGAAGAGCCACUGGGGAUGGAUCGUCCCCUGAACUACCAAGUCUAGAGAGAAAAAAUAAAAGAAGGAAAAUUAAAGGAAAGAAAGAACGUUCUCAGGUUGACCAACUGUUGAAUAUUUCCUUAAGAGAGGAAGAGCUGAGCAAGUCACUGCAGUGCAUGGAUAGCAACCUCCUGCAGGCGCGGGCAGCACUGCAGACCGCGUACGUGGAAGUUCAGAGGCUGCUCAUGCUCAAGCAGCAGAUAAGUAUGGAGAUGAGUGCGCUGAGGACUCACAGAAUACAGAUUCUGCAAGGACUACAAGAAACGUAUGAACCUUCUGAACACCCAGACCAGGCUCCCUGUAGCCUCACAGCACGAGAACAAAGGAACAGCCAAUCUCAGACCCCUGUUGAAACCACACUGCUGCCUGCUCCCUUUUUCCCAGGGUUUCUGGAGCCACCUCCUUCCCUUAUGUCUCCAUCAUCCAUUGGAACCCCUCUUCAAAUAACCACAUCUGCUUUCCAAGUCCAUGGUACUGUCCCUGACUCAUCAGUUCAGAUUAAACAAGAGCCCUUGUCUCCUGAACAAGAAGGGAAUGUGAAUGCUGUGCCACAAGGCUCUGCUUCCAGUGUGUCCAAGGAAUUACUGCAAACAAAUAGAAUGGUCAGUAACAGCCAUCCAGUUAGCCCAGCCCUCCCUGCAGUAUUAACAUCAGGAUCAACAGAAAGUUGCCAGGAGGCUAACCAGGGUCAGAAUUGUUCUGUGGAGCAAGGAAGUUCCAGAAGCAGAGAAAACUCGCUCUCCUCUCAGCCUUGUGAUUUUCCUGGCAUAAAUAGAGGUGAAGAAUCUGCCAAAGGCAGCAGUGGCUCCGAAGCUUGCAGCAGCUCUUUCCUCAGGUUGUGUUUUACUCCUGAAACCCCUGUGGAGAAGGAAACUCACACUCCACCUGAGCAGCAGGCAGAAUCCACACUGGCAUCAGCUGAAACUAGAGGGAGCAAGAAGAAGAAGAAACUUCGCAAGAAGAAGACACUUCGGGCCACCCAUGUUCCUGAGAACAGUGACACCGAACAGGACGUGUUUACUGCUAAACCUGCAAGAAAGGUAAAGACUGGAAAGGUAGCUAAAGGGGGGAAAGUAACGACCUCCACCUGGGAAGACGGCAGAACUGGUCAGGAGCAUGAACCUGUCAGAGAUGAGCCAGACAGUGAGUCCUCCCUGGAAGUCCUGGAAGUCCCAAAUCCUCAGUUAGAAAUAGUUGCCAUUGAUUCUUCUGAAUCUGGAGAAGAGAAGCCAGACAGCCCAUCGAAAAAAGAUAGCUGGAGCUCCGCAGAACAGAACCCGGCAGAAGCUUCUCGUUCUGGUUGUGAUGAAGUUAGCUCUACCAGUGAGCUUGGCACCCGCUACAAGGAUGGCAUUCCCGUCAGUGUGGCGGAAACCCAGACAGUGAUCUCCUCUAUAAAAGCAUCGAAGAACUCUUCAGAACUGUCAUCAGAGCCAGGAGAUGAUGACGAGCCCACAGAAGGGAGCUUUGAGGGACACCACGCUGCCGUGAAUGCAAUUCAGAUAUUUGGAAACUUACUGUAUACUUGUUCAGCUGACACAACUGUCCGAGUUUAUAAUUUGGUGAGUCGGAAGUGUAUUGGUGUCUUUGAGGGUCAUACUUCCAAAGUGAACUGCCUCCUUGUCACUCACACCUCUGGGAAGAAUUCUGUCCUUUACACUGGUUCCAGUGACCACACCAUUCGCUGCUAUAAUGCCAAGACCCGAGAAUGUAUGGAACAAUUAAAACUGGAAGACCGGGUUCUCUGCCUUCAUAACAGAUGGCGAAUGCUCUAUGCUGGACUAGCAAAUGGCACUGUGGUCACCUUCAACAUAAAGAACAACAAGCGACAGGACAUCUUUGAAUGCCAUGGCCCUCGGGCAGUCAGUUGCCUUGCCACAGCUCAGGAAGGUGCCCGAAAACUGCUGGUCGUAGGAUCUUAUGACUGUACCAUUAGUGUCCGUGAUGCACGGAACGGACUGUUGCUCAGAACCCUGGAGGGCCACAGCAAAACCGUCCUCUGCAUGAAGGUGGUGAAUGACCUGGUGUUCAGCGGCUCCAGUGACCAGUCGGUCCAUGCUCACAACAUACAUACUGGUGAGCUUGUGCGCAUUUAUAAAGGUCACAAUCACGCAGUGACUGUGGUGAAUAUCCUGGGGAAAGUAAUGGUGACUGCUUGCCUGGACAAGUUUGUUCGAGUCUACGAAUUGCAGUCCCAUGAUCGACUGCAAGUUUAUGGAGGACACAAAGACAUGAUCAUGUGUAUGACCAUCCAUAAAAGUGUGAUUUACACUGGUUGUUAUGAUGGAAGCAUCCAAGCUGUGCGACUGAAUCUGAUGCAGAAUUACCGCUGUUGGUGGCAUGGCUGCACUCUGAUAUUUGGUGUUGUGGAUCAUCUAAAACAGCAUCUGCUGACUGACCACACUAAUCCGAACUUUCAGACACUGAAGUGUCGCUGGAAGAAUUGUGAUGCUUUUUUCACAGCUAGGAAAGGAUCCAAGCAGGACGUUGCAGGACAUAUUGAACGACAUGCUGAAGAUGACAGCAAAAUGGAUUCAUGAAGUUUUUUUUUUGCCUCCCAUGUUGGGAAGUCAUUCAUAAACUAUUUUCACAUUGGCCCCUCACACGGGCCACUCUGUCCUUCUCCAGUGAAGCUGGGAAGGAGAAAAUGGUUCACAGCCAGAUGUACCAUUAGCAAAUUCUGGGCAGUCUGUGGGAUGAUAGGUUACAUGCAACUCAAGUCUGUGCUGGAGCGUGUAAGGGUGAUAUUUAAGCACAUGCUAAGGAACCAUACUCUUCUGGGAGAAAUGACAUACAGUGAUUUAUGCUACUAGACUAUUGGUGUUUAUUAAAGAUUCAGAUUUUAAUUGGUUACCCAGUUUGACCCUAAUCAUACACAUAUUUUAUUGAUUCAGUUUGUGAUUUCUGCUUUAUGUUCUUAUGAUGGCUUAUGAUAGAUUUUUCAGGAUCAGUUUUAAUUUCUCCUUUUGAAAUAACUGGGUAUUUAAAUUUGAAGCAAAUUUUUUAAAAAUAAUUAUGUGCAGUGUUUCACUAUUAAGUGCUCUGUAGAUGAACAAAGCUGGCUGUAGGUGCUAAAGGAAACAUAGUAGAGUCCCUAGAAACAGCCUGGCUGCUCUGCUUGCUGUAUUUUAGAGUUCAGACAAGUUCCAGGACAGGAAGCGCUAAGACAGCAUUUCCUAGGAAGUCACUCCAGAGUGCUCAGUGUGGCGGCUCCCUUCACUGCUGCACUCGCUGGAGGCGUGAACGGAAGGCCUGCUUCUGGCUCUCAGAGUCUCAUGGAGCCUCAACGCCUUUCAGAUUGCUCCAUUGCCAGUCCCCACCUCUUACUGUCUUGCUGUGCCCAGAGCAGUAGCACAGGAGGCUCACAGGGUACUUUGAGCCCACCUGCAGCACAGCAACCUACGUCACAUGCCUUAAUAGGAUUGCUUUGUGCUUGGAUUUUCUCAAGACUUGUAUGUAAAACUAAGUGUUCCUUUCUAAUCUUUUGUUUCUGGGUUCUCAAAACUCAGUUCUUCAGAGGGAGAGGACCCUUUUGCCACAUAUUUAUCCUAGCAUUGGAUGCGCUGCUUUCUGGCACUAGGAUUGCAGCCUCUGUUUUUGUAACUGGCCAGAUCACACUUCCCCAUAGGCUCCAGGGCAGGGCAACUCUGCCAGGAAUUCAUAGAUGGGCUGCAAGCUGGUCUGUGAAUCCUCUGAAAUUGCGUGGAAGACUAUCCCCCCCCCCCCCCUCCAGGAAUGGUUCCAGUAGUACUUGCUGGAUCCAGAAAAUGUUAAGAACAAAUCUAGGAGCAAAUACUAGCUCAUGAGUGGCCCACAAAUGAGUGGCUGUUCACAUGUAGCCUAUUGUGUGGAAAAAUUUGUUGACCACAUGGCUUAGAUGUGAAGAGAACCAUUGUGAUGCUGAGAUCUUAUUGACAAAGCAUAUUUAUGCUGUUCAUGUAUAAGAUUAAAGUCCUUUCUACCUUUCACCUCCACUUCCUGUAAGGGUGACCAGAGGAGCCACACUUCGUUGUCUCUGGGAAGUGAUUUAUUAGGGAAGUUAGCUUGGGUUUAUUGCUAAACCUGCAUCAUUCUCUGAGUUUCCACGUUGGCAGAGCAGUGUGCUGAGGAAGCUGGUUCCCUGUAGGGAAGGAUGAGAGCAGCAGGGAGGAAAAAUGCAAGGUGUUGACCAGUGGUGAAGAUGCUUGAGAGUUUGAGGGCAGACAGUCCAGCAGGACUAGCAGGAACUGUGAUCUGGGUUUCCCUUGGUAACGUUGUAUGCACGUGUCUGCCUGCUCACCCUUGUGUGUGGGGGCACCUCCUCACUCACAGGGUUGCUUUGAAGCAGUAUGAUGAACUCAAGAACAGGCUCAGGUCACUGUUCUGCAGGUUGAGCUGUCUUGUGUUGCACUGAGAAUGAAGAACUCUGAGUUCCUUGGCUCCUCAACAGUGGCUGCCCAUAGAAGACAGAACUGUGGAAUCUUCUUAAGCUAUUCAUUGUGUCUGUCAUUCAUGAUCAGCCAGCCUCCAGUUCUCCUCAGAAGGGGCACCUUGGAUAUGUGCUGACUUUUGUUUGGUAAUUUGAUGAAGAAAGGAAAGUGACUUAUGACCUGCCAAAAUCCAAGACAUUUCUUAUGAGUACUUGCAGGUCAUUUUUAAUGGUUUUAAAUUUUUUUAUGCCUAGUCCAGCUGCUCAAAGCAAAGAAAAUCCUUAAAAAAUCCUUUUGUGUUUACAGUAACUAUUUUAAUAAAAUACCACACUUUCAGUUUUUUGGGUUUUUUGUUUUUGUUUUUAAUUUUCAAAACACAUUUUGGCAUACUCUGCUCAACUGUAAACAAUACAAAUAAAGAAAAGAGCAAAAAUGUCAUCCUGACAUUACUUAAGUUUGAGAAGUCGUUAUUAGCAUUACAUUUGUUGCUUUUGUGAAGAAAAUGUUUAAUUCUGGAGAGUUAGCGAUUAAAAAUUCAAAUUCCUGAACUACAUAAAAUCCACACCAAUACUUUUAUGAUUGAAGUGAUUGUUGCCAACAAAGGUUUUGGGUUUGUUUUUGCUUGUUUGUUUGUUUGUUUGUUUGUUUUAUGGUAGAGUUAUGGGACAGUUUCAAUGCAUGACAUAUGGCUUAGUUGCUGGGUGUAAGUGUACACUUACAAGAAUGACACUAUUAUGUUAUGGAAGAUAAUUGGGAAGGAAACUGAAGUUUAUUGUGAAGUAAGAUUUGAAGAACACCUGCUUGUGGUUUUGGUUAAAUAGCUGCGAUUUGCAUAUGCUUACUUAGCAAAUUUGUUCCUGUUGCUUCGAGGAGAGUUCUAGAAUUACUGUAAGGCUGUACUUGUCACACUUCAGGGAGGUUUCAUCCCUGUCCUGUCAUUGAGAACCUUGGGUUUGAGGGAGACGAUAGGUAGGAAAGGAGGAAACUGCAGUGGGCUUGCAUUGGGUCACACUCUUCACAUGCAGAUGUGUGUGAAAUCUUGUAAUUAACCCACCACUUAACCUCCAACCCCAAGGGGACAUGGCCCAGAAGUAUCCCAGUGCUGGCAGAGCAGAGGGUGGAGAAGGAGAGGCUGUGGCAGGUAGUGGAUGCCCAGAGCUGCCCAGCACCUUGGUUUCUUACUGUAUUUCAAAAUUAAAUAAAACAGCCUUCUUACAUUUUGGUAUAAAAGCUGUGAACUUCAUAACUUUGUAAGCGAUAUAUAAAGCUAAUACAAGAAGAAAAUAAAGUACUUUUACUAAGUGUU
Messenger RNA from Phodopus roborovskii (desert hamster), 9045 nucleotides. It is a transcript of the gene Znf106, whose product is annotated as zinc finger protein 106. Gene Ontology annotation, molecular function: RNA binding; SH3 domain binding. The record is from RefSeq and is a predicted model, not a curated record. Bases 195 to 5870 code for a protein of 1891 amino acids. The transcript is spliced from 22 exons. Gene Ontology annotation, cellular component: cytosol; membrane. Lineage: Eukaryota; Metazoa; Chordata; Mammalia; Rodentia; Cricetidae.